UAAGAGGCGGGAUGACGUCACCGCUGCCGCUGCUUUCUUUCAGUGCGUAAAUGUUUUAACGUGUUCAGUGUAAAUGACCCGCUACCCUAUUAAUUAUAACGUUACAGUGAUGGGUGCAAGUCAGCUACCCUGUGUCCCGCUUUAUUAGACUGAGCACUAAUACAGCACACCAUAAUAAGCUUGGUGGAGGUAUGACAUUAACCAGGGGCUCCUUCACUUAUUCCAGCGGAGAAGAAUAUACAGGAGAAUGGAAGGAAGGUCGGAGGCACGGUAAAGGUGAGCUGAAGUUUGCUGAUGGCACCUGUUAUAAAGGUCACUUUGAGAAUGGCCUGUUCCACGGAUCAGGGGUGUUAGUCUUUCCCGAUGGAUCCAGGUACGAGGGUGAAUUUGCCCAGGGAAAAUUCCAAGGGGUCGGAAUCUUCUGCAGGUUCGACGGGAUGAAAUUUGAAGGGGAAUUCAAAAGUGGCCGUGUGGAAGGAUAUGGGCUGCUGACAUUUCCAGAUGGUUCCCAUGGUGCUCCGCGGAAUGAGGGAGUGUUUGAGAACAACAAGCUUCUGAAACGUGAAAAGUGUCAGGCUGUGGUGCAGAGAGCCAAGAACUCGGCAUCUACUGCCCGUGGCUUCCUUGUAUGACAAACUGACCUCAGUGAAAGCACCCCUAACUGCAGCUUUCAGAUCAGGCCCCAAAUCACAUUACGGAUUGCAGCGUCACAAAUGAAGUCAAAGCUGACUGUGGAUCUGCGCUCAGGGGUGAUCUCUGCCUUCACCAAACAACGGAGCUCAAAAAUAUGUGAGACCCAUCAGACCCUCAGGGAUGGAUGAAAGUGUUUCCAUUCCACACACCUCUAUUUCUCUCACAUUGUUGCUCUGCCUUGGUUUCCUCUGUGGCUUAAAAACAUCACAAAAUUCUGUACGUUUGUUAUGGAGGCAUGGAUAAACUCAAGUCACCAUUGCAGGGAAAGAAGCCUGGUCCGAUGAAGAUGAUUUUGGUAAAUGAAUGGAAUUUGCCUUUACGAGCCUGCGAUUUGACUGUAUUGUUACUGUUGUAACUGUUUGUUUGUCUUUAUUGCACAUUUGCCUUAGUUCUUGCAUUAAAAGUCAAUAUUGCUGGAUUAAAAUCUUGUUACUGAUAUACAACAGCAGUGAGGGAAUGUUUUCAAGCGUUUUUGUUUUUUUUUAUAUAUAUUUGUUCAUUUCAUUCAUUUAAAAUUAUUAUGAUUUACAAACAGAGUAUGGGAUGUUGUAACAUUCUUUUUAGUUGUAUUCUUCUUGUACAUUAUAGAAAACUAUUUGAAAUUAUUUUAAAAAGUAUUGGGCUGUUAGGCAGGUAUACAUUAAUUUCAUAUGUUUGAUGACUGAUUUAACUGUGUUUGCUUUAUUUUCUAAACGGACUGCUAAUUCACUACUGUUUCAAUCAUCACAGUGUCAGACAGAAGCCUUAGUCACUUUCAUCUAAAAUGUACUGACACCAAAAAGCAUUUUGCACUGUUAUUUAUUUGAGCAGAGAAUCAAAAGACUGACAUGAAAAAAAUAAAAAUUGAAAUAAAAGUCAGAAAACACCA
Molecule: messenger RNA, 1561 nt
Organism: Carassius gibelio (silver crucian carp)
Lineage: Eukaryota; Metazoa; Chordata; Actinopteri; Cypriniformes; Cyprinidae
Product: MORN repeat-containing protein 4
Exons: 5
Coding region: 192-632 (146 amino acids)
Source: RefSeq, a predicted model, not a curated record